Messenger RNA from Plodia interpunctella (Indianmeal moth), 11003 nucleotides. RefSeq names its product cholesterol transporter ABCA5-like. NCBI's taxonomy places the organism in Eukaryota, Metazoa, Arthropoda, Insecta, Lepidoptera, Pyralidae. The coding region runs from base 204 to 5750 and encodes 1848 amino acids. Gene Ontology annotation, molecular function: ATP hydrolysis activity; ABC-type transporter activity; ATP binding. Gene Ontology annotation, cellular component: membrane; intracellular membrane-bounded organelle. The record is from RefSeq and is a predicted model, not a curated record. The transcript is spliced from 35 exons. Gene Ontology annotation, biological process: lipid transport; transmembrane transport.
AAUACCGAGCAAAGUUUGGCGCGCGCGCGAACCGCGCCUUCAAACCAACAUGGCGACGGCCGUAGCAGCGCGCCUCUCAGAAUAACGUUACCGGAAAAGUGAUUUUUCCGCUCCUGUACCGGUUUCAAAUACCUAUAGUGUCGUAAAAAUGUUAUAGUGUUUGUUGUGUGUUUUGUUUUAAAGUGUCCGUGCUAAGUGAUUGCAUGUGUGAUACCAAUGGUGUGGGGAGUACGCGGGACGACGGUCGAGACUCGCCGGGUAGCACCGAUCAAUUAACGAAAUGCGCGAACAAAGACUGCGAGCCGGACUACGUUGCGGUAGGUAGCCGGCUGCGCGGCGCCAUGGGCACCCGACCACCAGCGCGGUUCUGGCCCCAGCUGUGGGCCACAAUCGUCAGGAAUCUGCUACUCAAGAAGCGGGACACGAGGAAAACCCUCGCUGAGGUGCUCGUCCCGCUUUACUCCCUGGGCGUGCUGAUCUUCCUCAAGAUGCUGGUGCCGAACCCCAAUUUCCCUGAAGUCCGGAACCCUGGCCGGCUGUACCACAUCCACCACGACGCCUUCCCAGAGAACCAUUCAGUAGCUGUGGUUGCUGACUGGCAGAACGCUAAUGGCACUGUUAGUUUUCUAGAAGAGAUCAACAUUCUGCUGAUGGAGUCCCGCCACCACGCCAUCAACUGGGUCCGCUACAACGACACUACCGAGCUGAACGACGCUUACCACAAUGACGCCAGAAACUUCCCAAUCGCAGUCAUCUUCCAUUCUGACCCUACAGCUUUCGGGGAGCCACUACGCUACACAAUUCGCACAAAUCCAUCUCACGCCGGCACCCCAUCCACAAGAACCUUCUACACGUCACCAGCCAAAUGUCGAGAGAGGACAGGAGUCAAGGACUGGUCAUCCGACUGGUCUAAAGGUGGCCAACUGAUUCCACUAUCAGAUAUGCACAGAGAAGACGCGUGUCCUGUGCUGCAGUAUUAUUACUCUGGGUUCCUGGCGCUGCAGAUGCUUAUAGACUACAGUAAAAUCAAGCUGGACACCAGUCGGUCAUUCCCCCCGCCUGACAUACAACUCCUGCAGUUCCCUAAGCGGCAGCACACCGGCGACUGGCUGGUGAUCUUCCGGGUCAUCAUGCCGAUGUACAUGGUGAUGACACUGUCUCAGUUCAUCACCUACCUGCUCAUGUUCGUCGUGGGGGAGAAGGAGAACAAGAUCAGAGAGGGGAUGAGGAUUAUGGGGCUGAGGGACUCUGUUUAUUGGAGUUCCUGGUUCUUAAUCUACGCGGUGUUCGUUACAAUCUUAGCUACAGUCAGCACAGUAUUAUUAUUUACUUUAAAAGUAUUCCAGCAUUCGUCUUAUGUCCUCAUCUUCCUCCUGAUGCUUCUGUUUGGGUUCACCAUCAUCACCUUUGCUUUCAUGUUGACACCUUUCUUUGACAGGGCCAGGACUGCCGGUAUCCUGGGUAGUUUCGCUGUGAACCUGAUGAGUGGCCUGUACUUCAUCCAGGUCUUCGUCUCCAACGCAGACUCCCUCGCCUUUUGGUUUGUCUCCCUCAUCAGCUCCAGUUGUUACGCUCUCGCCAUGGACAAGGCCCUGGUGCUGGACAUGGCGGGGGUUGGGGUGACGUGGGACAAUCUAUGGAGCGGACCCGGGGUCCCGUUCGGCGGCAGCCUCAUCAUGAUGGCUGUCGACACUGUGCUGUACGCCCUGGUUGCCUACUGGCUGGACGCUGUCAUACCUAGUGAAUACGGCAUAAAACAGAAGCCCUGGUUCUGCCUGCUGCCCUCAUUCUGGCUGGGCAGUCGGCGGGGGCGAGUGUCCGCCAUACACCUCCACUCCAACGGAGAGAGCGGGCAAAACAAGGAUAUUGAGCCUGUGCCUAGAGAGCUGCAAGACAAAGAAGCCAUCAGAAUUGUGGGCCUCCAGAAGAGUUUCCGCCACUGCCGAAAGCCUGAAAUCAAGGCCAUCGACGGCAUUGACCUUAGCAUCUACGAAGGUCAGAUCACAGCGGUCCUGGGUCACAAUGGAGCGGGGAAGUCAACGCUUUUCAAUAUCUUGACUGGUCUUACGUCGCCAACGGCUGGCACAGCUUAUGUAUAUGGCUUGGACGUUAGAGAUCCCAACGACAUGCAUGAGAUUCGGCAGAUGAUUGGCGUGUGCCCACAACAAGACGUGUUGUUUGAUCUCCUCUCAGUUAAGGAGCAUCUUCAGUUCUUCGCUGCUGUCAAGGGCAUACCUCGCAAACGCGUUCCCGACGAGAUCCACAAGUCCUUGUCAGACGUGGGUUUGCUGGAGCAGGCGGGGGUGUUCGCCAAGCAUCUAUCAGGGGGGCAGAAGAGGAAGCUGAGUAUAGCCAUCGCGUUUAUUGGAGAUCCUAAGAUAAUAAUCCUGGACGAACCAACGGCUGGAGUGGACCCGGUAUCAAGGAGGCAGACUUGGAGGAUCCUGCAGAGGGCCAAGAGAGGAAAGGUGUUGCUGCUCACGACGCACUUCAUGGACGAGGCUGACAUAUUGGGAGAUAGGAAGGCUGUUAUAAGUAAAGGAAGAGUCCGCUGCGCAGGCACCUCCCUAUUCCUGAAGAACAAGUUCGGCAUCGGCUACCACCUCACGCUGGUGCUGGACGGCGCGUGCCGCGAGCACCAGAUCACGCGCAUGGUGCGCGGUCACGUGCCGCGCGCGGAGAAGGCCCGGAGACAUGGGAGAGAACUGUCGUAUAUAUUGCCCCACUACGCUGUGCACCUCUUUCCGCCGCUGUUCCAUGCGAUCGAGCAUGAGAUCAAGGAGAAGACUAAUAGACUUGGUAUAACAAGCUAUGGUGUAUCAAUGACGACGUUAGAAGAGGUGUUCCUCAGUCUAGAAGGAGAGAACGCAGAAGAAACAGAAGCAGUAGAGGGAGUGUCGUCAGUAAAGCUGGUGCGAGCUCGCGCGCUGUCCAGAAGUCUAUCGCUACAGAGUAAAACGUUGAGCUAUCAGGAGCUGAAUGAUAAGGAGUCUCAGAAGGCGACGUCUUUGCCGACACCGCCGGCCUCCCACGCUUUACAUUCCACCACGCAUGGUGUGGAACAUGUCAAGGUGACCCCUUCGGCCCCAGUGUCAGUAGAUGCCCUAAGCUCAGUUGUGAAGACCCAGCCCUCGUGUUGGCGCACGUUCUGCGCACUGGUCUACAUCCGCACUGUGAGGAUGAUCCGCGACCCUUACAAGCUUUAUGUCAUGAUCUUCAUGCCCAUUAUAUCCUGUGCCCUGGGACUCUACAUGAAGUCGCGACAGAUCGUCUUUUUCCGGAUGCAGCCACUCAAACUAGACCCAAACGCAUACGUGAACAAAACUCCAAUUGCAUUAUUCAGCGAGCAAUAUAACGAGAGGCAGAUUUCUGACUUAAGGACAUCGUUGGAAACCCUUGGAGCCUACCCUAUUGUGGACUUCAAUGGGAACUUCUCAAGUCUUCUAGACAUGGAGAACUUCGGAGCGUUUAGUCUAAGGGAUAGUCCAGUGUCGUUUGCGAAGAUUAUGGCCUAUUACAACAGUACAUACACGCACAGUUUGCCUAUCAUCGUUAAUUUGUUGGAUAAUAGUAUAUACAGAAUAAUAAUGCAGUCAACCGGGUUGCUAGACAGCUGGAAGCCGAUCGAGGUAUUAGCCCAUCCCUUCCAGCAGACUGAACAGCAAGAAGAGUUCAAUCUGGGGAACGUUGUGUGUGCCAUUUUUAUGGGUAUGAUCUUCGCGCUGGUGCCCGUCACUUUAGCCGUCGAUAUUGUGUAUGAUAGAGAGAUAAAAGCUAAGAACCAGCUUCGCGUCAACGGCCUGUCGAUGAGCAUGUACUUCCUCACGUACUUCACUAUUCUGAUCUUCAUCAUGAUCGUCACCAGCGCUGGGGUGCUCGUGUUGGUAAUGGUGAACGACAUUCCGAGCUUGACCAACGGCUCUGCGAUAAUCAUGCUCACAGGCCUACUGUUGCUCUACAGCCCGUCCGCCAUUUUGUUCAACACGUGUCUGUCCUACAUCUUCGACAAAAUGGACUCCGCUCAAAGCAUUAUGCCUAACAUCACUACUUGGGUCGGCGUUAUACCAUUCAUUUUGGUCGUUGUCUUGGAUACUUUCAAAUGGGGUAGCGACAUAGCCUUCUAUCUCCAUUUAGUAUUUAGUUUCCUGGACGUGAUGUACAUACCGUAUGCUAUUAUAUACUAUGUUGAUAGGGUCUAUAUGACAUGCAAUCUUCGCGGUCUGUGCACCACGCCAGCCCUGCCCAGCUACUUCACUGCUGAAGUGUGGGUGUUGAUAGUGGCCAUGUUGUUACACGUGCCUGUCUGCGGCGCUGCGCUGUUAGCUGCUGACAGGCUGAAGUCUGGAGGCAGGAUAUGUAAGCGUAAAAAAACCACGUCAGAAGCGAAGUGCGACCUGGAAGCGGAAGCUGGCGGGGAAGCUGGCGAAGACGAGGACGUGAGGAAGGAGCGGCGGCGCGUCACCGGCUUCCUCAACAAGCCGCCGCAGGACGCACCUGUUCUUGUUGUUCAUAAUCUGCGCAAAGAGUACAAAGUCCGCGGCACGGGCGACGCCGCCUGCGCAUGUUGCGGCAGCGCGCCUCAGCUGCGCGCGCGGCGGGCGGGGCUCGCGCGGCUGUCGCUCGCGGUGCACGGGGGGGAGGUGUUCGGUCUGCUGGGGCACAACGGCGCGGGCAAGACCACCGCCAUGAAGAUUAUUACUGCUGAGGAGAGACCUACCAAUGGUGUGGUGAUGCUGGGGGGUGAGAACAUAUACGACUCGCAAGCGUCCGCAUUCCAGAUGCUGGGCUACUGCCCGCAGCACGACGCGCUGUGGAAGAACGUCACCAUCCGGGAGCACAUCGAGUGCUACGCUGCUAUCCGCGGCGUCAGCAAGAACGAUACUCCAAGGAUAGUAGACGCGUACCUAAACGGUCUACAAAUCAUGGAGCACGCGGGCAAGCACGCGGACUCGUGUUCGGGCGGCACACGAAGGAAACUGUCGUUCGCGCUGGCCAUGGUGGGGAACCCCAAGGUGGUCCUACUGGACGAGCCGUCCACCGGCAUGGACCCGAGGAGCAAGCGGUUCCUGUGGGACACCAUCCUGGCCAGCUUCCAGGGUAAAAAAGGUGCUAUUCUGACGACACAUUCCAUGGAAGAGGCUGAUGCUUUAUGUUCGAGGGUAGGGAUUAUGGUUAAAGGUGGUUUGAGAUGUAUUGGUUCGACACAACAUUUGAAGAAUCUGUAUGGUGCUGGUUAUACGUUAGAAAUGAAAAUAGGGCAGAAUAACCAGAAGAUGAUGGAGCCGGAGUCAAUGUCUCCGUCACCGCUUCGUUCUACAGAGAACUCACCGUCACUAGGUGAAGCUGAUGAAGUGUCAGGGGUGGGCUCGGUGUGCGCGGAGGGCGAGGGAGAGGCUGAAGUGGAAGCUGUGGAUGUGAGCAUCCACACACCUCUGGUAGCUGGGACUCCACCUUCCAGACAACAUCAUCACAGAACGGAGUCCAGUGGUGGGGGGCCCAGCGCAGAGGCAGCCAUAGCUUUAGUCAGCCAGAUCUUCCCUGCAGCCGUGCUGGAAGAAAACUUCGCUGAGAGGCUGGUGUUCUCGGUGCCGCAGUGCUCUGUCUCCAGUCUGGCGAGGUGUUUCCAGCAGAUUGAGGAUGCGAAAGAUAAGCUAAACAUAGUGGAGUACAGCUUCAGCCAGACGACGCUGGAGCAGGUGUUCCUCAAGUUCGCCCAGACGGAGAGCGUCGACGCUGACCAAGAGCACUAGCUGCAGCUGCAAAGUUCAUCUUCUUCCUCCGAGAGAGAAGCUGGACACGAUGGAAUGUAGCUUCAGCUAAAUGUGAGAAUAUUUAGCUGUUGGACAACGUCGACGCGCACCAGGAGCACUAGCUGCUCUGCAAUGAUCAUAUUCUUCCUCUGCAUGAAGCUGGUCAUGGUGGCGUAGCUUCACCUAAACAUUCUCAAGUUCGCGCAGGCGUAGAGCGUCGUUCAUUCUGUUACAGAUUGUGAGUUUUGACAGUUCAUUUUAACAUGAAUGUUGGCAUGGCAUGAAAAAUAUGAUUGUUUAUGUCGAGCUUCUAAAACAGUUAUCAUUGAUUAUUGUAUCGAUUGUUUUUGGGUUUCGCGAGUAAGCCAGAGGAUCGGAUCAUUUUGUAACGGUUUGUAAAUUUACGAUUACAUGAUUAAACAAAUACAUUGACACUUUACACUUGAAUUUAAUAAGUGACAGUCGUUCGUGACUGUUUUGAAUCUUGAAUAAAAUUCGUAGAUAAUUUUCUUUCAUUAAUGGAAUAAUGUUCAGGGGCAUGGAACGUAAUGGGUACCGAUAAUUUAGAAUUCAUAGGAAAAGUGACAUUGUAAAUUUGUGAAUAUUUAUCUCCAUGUAGAUUUGUGGACUGUAAAAGGAACUGUCAAAAUUAAAUAUCUCCUUGAAUAAAUUAUCAAGAGCGGUGUGUGACGAUUAGUUUGUGUUUGAAAUAUCUUUCAAUAUAUUUAUUAAACUUAACAUAGUAGUUAGCCAAAAUUCGAAACUUGUUUUGGAUGUACUUCGGGUGAGUUCCGUCAAAGAUUUUCAAACAAAAUUAAUCGCCGAAAUCAUCGCUGAAAGUGCUUUUGAAAACCAACAUGUAAUAUAAAAAUCGCUUGAUAUAAAUAUAUAUAAAGAUAGUUUAUUUUGUUGAUUUUGUAAGCUUUUGUAUGUAUAUCUCAGAUCGAGAGAAUAUUACUUAGACGUCGUAGUGAAUCAGUUUUAAGACGAAUGUUACAUUUUUAUAAUGAUGGCUCAUGAGAUGAGCAUAUCAUAGCUACAGUCCGUUUUAAAGUCAUGCGGAAAAAAUACUAAAGGACCUAUCUCUGUCGUUUCAAUUAACUCUUUGAACACUUUCAACCGUUCUUCUAUGGGUGCCUCAUUAUCAUGGUCAAGUCCUUCUUGUCCUCAGCUCGGCGGAACAGUCCACCUGCGCUCGCUAUCCCGGUCCAUUCUCGGAUGUUCCGCAGCCAAGAAUUUUUCCUUCCUACAAAGCUUUCUCUUUCCAGCGACUUUACCCGUCAUUAUUAGUUGUAGGAGGUUGUAUUGUUGAUGCUAAGAACAUGACCCAAAUACGAGACUUUACGACGUUUUACAUUGGACAUGAGUGUGCGUUAAUUAAUAUGUUCAUUAUUUAUAAAUUAUUUUCAUAUAGUGUUAGUUUCAACCGUUACGGUACUAUUCGAAACUUAAUGCCGUUUGAUCAAAUGUGAUUUGCUCGUAAACUUUCCCCCAAUUGUCGGCGAGCUUUAUAGUUUGUUACAAUCAUGCAUCAAACUUAAUUUUUGUUGUUUAAUGUCACGCAGUCAAUAGUAAACGAAAGUUUCGAAGUGUAGAACGAAAAUGAUGAUCAUUUUGUCAUCCUUCAUAUAAAUUUAAUAAAUUUACAUUGUGUGCAGCAAAAUUGGUGUUCAAAAAGUAAAAUGUAGGUAAGUAGGUACUCAAUGGACGAAAAUAACCGAUAAUUAGAUUGGGUACAUAUUCAUUUGUCAUCUUUCCGGGUUGCUCAUUAACGGACUAUAGUAACCAAUCCAUAAAAUUCAAAUGGAUUGAAAGAAUUAUAUUGCAUCACCUUCAUUCUAAUGCAAAUAAAUUUGAAAAUACGUAACUCCGGCUUUGUACAAUAAUAUAUGCAAAGUAACACCAAAAACUUUUAGUUUUUAGAUAGGUCAUGUGAUUUUUGUCUAGUCAGACUGCGAGUCGUAUCCAUUGGUUUGAAAAUAGUCCCACCGCUGGCGGUAGGACAAACGUCAAUAAUUAGAAAGGUUAGUAUAAUGUUUUGUUUCUUCUUAUUUGCCAGUUGCCAGUAUUUUUUCCCCACUUAUUUUAAAAUCUUUUAUGUCACGAAGGGGUCACGUGAUCGGCCAAGUUCGACCGCUUCGGCGCUACUAGAAAUUUAUUUGUAGGCAUUUUUUUUUUUAAAUCGAUGGAUAUGACGCAAAGAGAUUUCAUUUUUAAAAAGUUUCACAUUCGUUGCUCGAUUUAAGUGAUUUGUGUGUAAGCUGCGAUAAUGUUGGGAACUUUUCGAAUCGUGAGGGUAGGAAAAUAUAGCUUUUUACUAUCUUUACGGUUGAAACCGUAGCGUGUUAUGUUACUAAUAAAGAUAUAUGAUGUUUUCACUUAUAGGUUAGCGCGGGUAUCGACACGGAAUAGACAGUUGUUGAUGUGUAACAGAAUUCCAACAGAAGCGAGACACAAUGCUUAAAUAAUAGGGUUGCCUGUGUAUAAAAUAAUAUGUAUAAGUAAAUGCAUUCACAUAUUGAAACACGAUAAUCUUGUGUCACCUUGAUUGAUCGAUUUAAUUUGUAGUAAGAUUUUGUAGAAGCGGUAGUGGUAUAACGGUCUCAGGCUCGAAUCCUACUCGUGCCACAUGAGUUUGUAUACAAAUCUGACUCAUAUAUAGUGGUUUUCAUCGACCACCACUUGCUACCGAUGAAGGGAAACAUCGUAAGGAAACCUGCACACUGGUCGAUUAUUAACUUGUGUGUGAAAUGGAGAAGGCAAUGGCAAACCCCUCCAUUAAUAAUGCCAAGAAAGUUGUUGUGUGUGUUUCAUUCCACGUAAUGACCACGAGCCUCAGCCAUGAGGAAUACGACUAUGAAGAAGAGGACUUUGUAUUUUUUUAUUUGUUAUUUGUAUAAUUUGAAACGCUUUUUGACUCAAAGAUCAAUUUGUGACGUCACUUAUUCUAUACAAUUCUAUAAGUGACGUCACUAAAUAUAUUAGCGUGUAUUAAUACGCUUUUCUCUUUCUCUGUCUCUCUUAUCUGAGCGUUACGACCGUCGCCAUUGAGCGUCGGAGCCCAGCGUCCGCUUUCCUACUUUUUCGCAUCCACUUUCGUUCGGAGCAUUCCCUAGUUGUCAGACCAUUUCUUUUGUGGGUGAAACAAUAACAUGUCUACAGUUUUCUCUGUCUAUGGAAGUAACGGAAGUUUGCAAGAUUUGAACAAAAAAAAUGGAGCUUAUUAAAAGCUAUUCCGUGCCGAUAUCCCGCCUUCACUCGGUCGAAUGUGUCGGGUGUAAGACAAAGUAGUGUGUAGCAUUGUAAAAUAGACGCAAUAUAAGAUUAUACUUGUGUAAUAUAUACUGCUUUAUUCCAAAACGUUGUAUGAACAAGAUAUAUAAUAUUUUUUUUUACUAAAAUGUCAUUUUUGUCACAAGUUUUUAUUGUCGUCAGAGAGAUCUUGUGGCAUUUAACGCCUGACAAAAAAGCAAUGUGCCGUUGAGGAGUUCCUGUUGGGAGCCUUUCCUGGGCGCACCAUAAGGUCAUGCUUAUCACAAAUAAUGCAUUGCAUUGGAAACUGAAGUGACAAUAGUUUAGUAUACAAUAUGUUUGGAAAUUUUUUAACCGACUUAAAAAAAGAAUAGGUUUUCAAUUCAUCGAGAUAUCGUUAUGAGCGCGGAACUAAGGAUUAUCAAAAUAUUAUUCACGGAUAAUCUCGUGUAAAACCAUAUAAUAACACUAACAUAACACUUAAACCUUUUUAAUUUAUACCUCUUGAAUCAGUCUAAAAAAUUUAAAUGAGUCGCGUAAUUAGAUCUUUAGAUGUAAGCGUACAUAGGGACAGACAAACAGCGGGAAGCUGUUGUUAUAUGAGUAGUGUGAGGGGAGUGAGGUGAGAACGGGAAUGAAAUACGUGUAGUUCUAUACAGCUGGCCAAAAAAUGGUAGAAAAAAUAUAUAUACAACGUUUUGUGAUAACGCAGAAAAUCAUGCUUAUGACAUACCUACAUUAUCUGUGCCUUUUUUGAAAUAAAAACUUUGAUCAAUUUUAAUUUGUAAGCGUAACAAAAUCAUAUCAGCCUAAUUUAACUUGUUUGAAAAUGAUUGCAUCCAUCGGGCAGAGUUUUAUCAAUUUAAAUUUAACGUUUACAUGUGUUUACUGUUCUGUAGUGCUAGAUAUUUUGUAUGCGGACAUUUUGAUACGGAAUUUAUUUACGCAAUCGUUUUAUUUAUUUAAAAAGAUAUAACACACAUUGUCGUUUUGUACAAGGUUUUUUAUUUUAAUUUAAAUAGUUUAUCUUGCAACUGCUUAUAAUAUACUUCUAAUAUUUGGCGACAUAUAUUUGCUAUGUGUAAUCUAAGCGUCCCACUAUCAUUCAUAGUGAACGCUUUGACAAGGUUAUCAACAAAUAUUAUAUCAGUUAAUUAACAUUAUUUUUUGGGAAUUUUUCUUUUUACGUCAUUUCAUCUCCACCCAACGACCGCGAGUAGAAAACCGAAAAUGUCAGUUAAAACAAUAAAUAAAUUAACCUCGAUAUUAAAAUAAAUACAAAAGAUAUCAUUUGUUAUAUUGUCGUAUUUUAAGUUAGUUAAGUUAUAUGUAAGUAGGAAUUCCAUUUAUAUUUAUGUGUGACAUCUUUCGUCUCGCUUCUCUACGAAGGAGAGUGAAAAGUCAUGUAAAUGGAAGCGUGUGACAGAAAGCCGUCAAAAAAUCGCGCUUUUUAAGGGCAUUGUUAAACCUUAUAUUUGCAAUAUUUCAUCCAAGACUGGAUAUGUUCCAUUCCAGUAUUAUAUUCCAAUCUAAUACGAUUCUAAAAGUGAGUCGCUCUAGUCAACUUUGAUGUUAAACUUUAAUCUGCGCGGUAAAACGCAAAGUACGCCAUUUUGUCUAACUAAAUGUCAGCGGAGCGCAGGUUGUCAAUGUCAAAGCUGCCCUUAGUCUAACACAUUUUCGUUUCAUUUAAUGACAAUGGCUGAAAUAAUAACUUUUUAAAACGGGCAAAACAAAAAUAAAAAAGGCUUUGUCAAAAAUAAACAUGGUUGUUUUACAUUGAUUUAAGAUUAAGGUGACCCGCGCGUUUGUUUGGUUUAGGUUUGUUAAUUUAUAAAAAUGCUGACAUUUUGUACGUACCUAUGUUCAUCUCUGUAGUAGUAUAAUUUUAUGCAAAUUUAUUGAAAUGCGUUAUAAAAAUAUGGAUAUGUUAUUUGAUAUUGGUUUGUUUCUAGUGAAGUUUAGUCAAUUAAUUUAGACCGAAUAAAACAUCCGACACGA